This is a messenger RNA of Diprion similis, 949 nucleotides long. Its product is annotated as 26S proteasome non-ATPase regulatory subunit 10-like. Gene Ontology annotation, cellular component: cytoplasm; nucleus. Gene Ontology annotation, molecular function: protein binding. Bases 38 to 730 code for a protein of 230 amino acids. The transcript has 4 exons. Lineage: Eukaryota; Metazoa; Arthropoda; Insecta; Hymenoptera; Diprionidae. The record is from RefSeq and is a predicted model, not a curated record.
GUUUGAAUUCGUGACAGUCAUAAAAUUCCAGUAAAAAAUGGCGCCGCCGGUAUCAUCUGUCUACGAUUUGGCUUAUCGAGGCAAAACAGAAGCCGUAAAAAUACUAAUCAAUGAAAAUCCAAAACUCAAAACAGACACGGACGCGAAUGGCAGGAUGCUCAUUCAUUGGGCUGCUUUAGGGGGACACGACGAUCUGGUCUCUUAUCUUCUGUCGCUAGGUUUCCCAACGGAUCCAAAAGAUGAUAUGGAAAUGACACCCCUGAUCCUGGCGGCUUCGGGAGGUCGUGAUAAAGUGGUGAACCUACUGUUAAACCAAGGGGCUAAUGUAAACGCUCAGACGAACGAUGGUCAUUCGGCGCUUCAAUAUGCAGCUUCGAAAAAUUGGAAAACAAUAUGCGCCGCGCUGCUUGAACAAAACGCAGAUAUAAAUAUUGCCGACAAGCGGGGAUCAACGCCUCUUCACCGAAGCGCGACGAAAGGAAAUUUGGCGAUCGUGAAACUUCUCCUAGAGUACGGAAAGCAGCUGAAAAUUGAUCAGAGAGAUGCAUAUGGCAACAGCGCAUUACAUUUGGCAUGCGAAGAAGACCGACAAGAAGAAGCCAAAUUAUUGGUUUCAAACGGUGCCUCUAUUGAACUGACAAAUAACGACCGUAAAACACCCCUGGAUUUGUGUAAUGUAGUAUUCGCCAGACAGCUGAAAGAACUUCACGAUAAAACCUUACCGGUAUGAAAAAUGAGGAGAUGAAGUAAAGAUCGGCGAUGUGCUAUAACUUAUGGAUAAAAUUGAAUUUAAAGUAUUGAUGUGUCAAGAUUCGCAUAAGAUUGUACUUAUAGUAAUUAAGCUUUACAUGAUAUAAGUUUGCUACAACCUAUGCAUACCUUGGUCCAUAUAUGUAUGUAACUCGUGACAAAUAAGAGCAUCGUUUUCUUUUUUCAUUACAAAUUUUAA